Molecule: messenger RNA, 8388 nt
Organism: Schistosoma rodhaini
Lineage: Eukaryota; Metazoa; Platyhelminthes; Trematoda; Strigeidida; Schistosomatidae
Source: the annotation of a GenBank genome assembly
AUGAUCAUCACCUCUACUACUACUGGUGCUGUCCUUUCUAUUCUUCCAUCUUCUAGUUGUAAUACUAUACAAUCAUCUAUCAGUAAUUUAACAUUAAAUAAUGACAAUAGUACAAUAUCAUCAAGUGAUUUAUCAUUAUUAUCAAAAUCUGAACAAAAAAGCUUGUCUGACUUAUGUGUUAAUAAUCUUAAUAACGAGAAUGAUGAUAAUAAUCCCAUCAUUAGCGCAUCCAAUUCUCCAAUUUCCUCUAAUCUUAUAUGGAAUACUACUCAUACUAUAAGUGGCAAGAAUAAGAACCCCAACAACGAACGAGCAGCUAUAUCAUCAGUGAAAAAACAACAUACAAUGAAUAAUAAUAAUAAUAAUAAUGCCUCUUCUAAUUAUUCUGCUAUUAAACUUAAUUCAAAUGAAACUCCAACUAGUUUAGUAAAGCAACCAGUUCAUCCAAGAACAACAUUAAAAUGUCCGUUUUGUGAUAAAGUAUUCAGUAAUUCCAGUGCUAUUGCCAAGCAUAAGUUAACACAUAGUGAAGAACGUAAAUAUAUUUGUAUUGUAUGCCAUAAAGCUUUCAAACGUCAAGAUCAUUUAAAUGGUCAUAAGUAUACACAUGAAAGUCGUAAACCUCAUGCAUGUCAUUUCUGUGAUAAAUCCUAUAGUGAUUCACGUUCACUUCGACGACAUUAUGAAAAUGCUCAUCCCGAAGAGAAUGAACGUUGGAUGUUAUUAUGUCAAGCAACAAAUGGUGAUACAAGUGCCUUAUCUAUCGCUGCCGCCGCUGCUGCUGCUCUACUUUCCUCAUCAGCGGCGGCGGCAGCUGCAGCAGCAGCGACGACAGGACUUGAUGCUGAAUCUUCACUAUCUCGUGAUGCUGGUGGUGGUAAUGCUGACGGUAAUUCCAAUAAUGAUAAUAACGCUUCAUCGUUAGCCAUAUUGAAUGCCUUAAGUAAUAGUACAUCGGCAUCGUCAUCAUCAGCUGGCAGUACUAUUGUUGAUUCUUCUGCAAGUGUAAAUAAAUUGAUUGAAUUAGGUAAUCAAACUGGCCUAUCACCAGCUGCAUUAGUCGCCCUAGUCGCUUCUACAGGUUCUGCAUCGGGUCUUUCUUCAAGCUUACAACAGUUAGAUCGUUCUAAUUCGUCGACUUGUGUAUCUAAUAAUGCUAAGUCAUCAAAACAGUCAAUCUCAACAACUAGUCAAAAUGCCGGCGAAAAAUCUCUACGUUCCAAUCGUUCGUCAUCAUCAUCACCAUCACGAAUUGUCUGUCAUUCACCCAAUUCUCUCUCUAAACCAAUCUCUCCAAAUAAUAAUAAUGAUAAUAUGAUGGAUAUCAAUAUGGAAAGUGAGAAUACAAUAAAUGUAAUCACUGACGAAUUGUCGGACACCACCACAACGACAAUAUCAUCAGCAAGUGGAACACUGACACCAACCAUAACGAAUACAAUUUUUAAUAAAACAUUAUUUGCUAAUGAUGCCAGCAUUAAUCAUAAAAAUACUGUAACAAUUAACAAUUUUGCUUUGAAUCCAAUUGAAGUAGCGAAUGCUGCCAAAGUUGCUUUACUUAUGGCACAUCCAUUAGAAGAACCAAAACGUGUAGCAUGCGCUAUCUGUGCGAAACGUUUUAAGAAUCAAUCUGCUCUAAAUGGUCAUAUGCGACUACAUGGUGGUUAUGGGCCAGCUGGUUUAAUUGGGAUGAAUAACACGCCCACCACUACAACAACGACAUCACAAUCAAACCAAACGUAUACUACUACUAUUGAUAGUGACAUUAAUGAUAAUCAAGAAAGUAAUAAACCAAUACAUUUUAAUUUAUUUCAUGCAAGCUCUGAUCAUGUCAAGAAAAAUAACAAUGUUUUAGAUUCCAAGAAAAAAGGCUGUUCAACAUCUACUGAUAUAGACUCUCUAAAGUCAUUCAGUUUAAAAUCUCAUUCAAAGGCAUUUACAGCAUCAAAAAAUAACUGCGACUCUGUUUUAUCAAGUAUUGUUGGAGCAAAUACUAAACCUACUACAUUUGUGAUGACUACAACUGCUUCUUCAAAUCCUUCCAAUUCGACCGAUUUAUCGACAACAAGAGCUACUAAUACAACAAUAACAUCAAAUAAUUCCAUUACAAAUGUGAAUUCACCUAGUUCCACUCUAUUCGACUUGGUUAGUGCAUCACCAAAUACUUCAGAUUUGAAAAUACAGUCAUCUAAUAGUCAUGAUCAUCGUCAUCAUCCGAUGAAUAGUAAUAUUAAUAAUGAUAAUAAUACUUGGUCAUAUCCACUUAACAAACAAAUAUUAGAAUCAUCCUAUAACACUUCAUUAAUUGAUCAUUGUUGUAAUAGCCCUAAUAUGUUAAGUCAACAACAAAAGUCACAGUUAACAUUUGAUCAUCAAACUGAGUCUUUAUCAAAUAUUGUAGUUAGUUGUCAUCAUUGUCAACAUCAUCAGCCUAUAUUUACAUCAGCAUGUUCAACAUCAAUUCAUAAUAAUUCAUGGUUAUCACAAAAUGAUAAUCAUACAUCAGGACAAGAACAACAACAACAACAACUGUUUCGCAUAAAUUCGUCAGAAUUUGAUCAUAUUGUUGAUAUUAUUAAAAAAGAUACUCAUACUACUAAUAAUACCAUUACUGAUAAUGUUAAUAAUAAAAGUCAUCAUCAUGUAUCCGUUGAUGAAUCAUCUGUGUUAAAAUUUGGUUCAGCAUUUUCUUCAACCUCAUUGGUAAAAACUACUACGCCAACAUCAACAACCAUAUCGAAUGGUAGUUGUUCAUUAUUAUCACGAAAUGAAAAGUUUCCUUUGACAAUCAACACAUCGUUUCCAUUUGAAAGAACAAUGUUAAUAACAGAUCAGGGUACAACACCAUCCAUAAAACAUACAUCUUUACCAUCAUCAAUUCAUUGUUUAUCUAAUUCAAUCAUUACAACUUGUAAUAAUAAAUUUCUUAAUUCUUCAUCACAACGAUCUGAAUUAUUUGGUUUAAUGAAUAAUGAUGAUUGGUGGCAUCCAAUUUCAAACUCUACAAAUAGUAAUCAUGAUAAUGAUGUUCAGUGUCCAAUAGAUAUGCAUAUACUUGAUCAGAAAUGGUCAUCUAUUGAACAUAUACAAUCAUCGAAUCAUAAUAAUAAUUUAAAAGUGUUACCAAAUUUUCAAUUAAAGAAUCCUACAAAUACUACUGCUUUCUUUGAUGAAAAACAUAUGAUACAUACUACUAAUAUUAAUAAUGAUAAUAAUAUUAUGCCACCAAAUAUUCAUUUGACAUCAUUAUUAAAACUGAACAACAACGAACCUCCUCAUGUCUCAUCAUCAGUUAUACUUAAUUCGUCUUUAUUGUCUUCAUCAUCAUCAUCAUCAUCGUCGUCUUCACCACCACUAUCAUCCUUCUCUUGGUCAACACAACAACGAAAACAAGCACAUAAAUCUAGUUUUCACCGUCCAAUACCUCAACCUUUACAAUUAAUUAAUGAACCAAAUUAUCAAACACAACUUGGUAUUAGCAGUCAAUAUUCACCAAUUACACCAGCACCAAUGAAUAUGUCUAUGCACACAUUAAGUACAGAAUGUGGAGGACCUAGUAAUACUACUAUCUCAUCGUCAUCGGUAAACACCACAACAAUAACUAACUGUAUCAAUGUUGAUUCAAAUUUAUUUAUUGCUGAACAUCAACAUCUUCCAGUAAAUAAUAGCACUGAGUGCGACAAUUCCAACAAAUCUUCAUCAUCUAUAUGUUGUUUCGAUGCUAAUCGAUUAGGUUUAGGAAAUUUUUCAGAUUCAUUAUUAUUCCCUUCAUUGUAUAACAAUAAUGGUAGCAAUCUAAUCAUUGCUGAUAAUACCAACACUAAUAAUAACAAUAUAAAACCAUCUGGUAUUUCUAUGAUACCAUCAAUGAAUCAUGAUCGUUUAUUGAAUAUAACAACACAGAAAGGAAAUUUAUCAAAAUAUCAACAACAACAAAACUAUCAUCAACAACAAACUAACAAUCAACAAAGUCAACGUCAUCAUCAUCAAUAUCAACAGUUACAUGAUCAACAUAACAAUAGUAAUUGUCAUGAAUCAAAAGGUAACUGUAAUGUUUGUUAUUCACAACAUCAUCUUUAUCAUCAAGUACAACAACAACAUUCAGAAUCUAGACAAUUGCUUGACCAUAUUGAACAACAUCAAAAUCAAUUGAAUAUUUGUCUUUCACCAUCAUCAUCCUCAGUUCAAUCAUUACAAUUAAACAUUCCACCAUCAAUUUCAUCAUAUUACCCUAAUCGUCAUCAAUAUCAUGAACAAGGAGAUGAUAAUGAUCAUUUUAAUAAUAAUAAUAAUACAAUUUGUCGACGGAAUACAGAACCAUCGUCACAUACAUGUUCUCAAUAUUCAUAUUAUCAACCUGUUGUAAACUCAUUAGGUAGUAUGGAUUUUACACGUCAAUUCACACAUGAAUUUAUGAAUACAACUACAGUGCAUAAUAAUAACAAUAGUAUUUUUAUGCCUUCCACAUGCAUUUCAUUAUUGAAUCCAAAUUGUUGUUCUGUAAUGAAUAUGACAUUAUCAUCUUGUUGUAAUUCAACGGCUAAAACAUUAGCUACAACAACUUCUCCACUGUCUGUUAUAACGUCUUCAAAUUUCAUUCAUACAAUAAGUACAACUAAAACUACUCAUGCUUGUAAUAGUAAUCAAUAUUCAUUAUCAGUAAAUGGAAAUAAUUGUUUUAAUUUAAGUCGAAAUCGAUUACAGUAUAAACAACCACACCUUGGACCACCAAUAUCAUCCACACUGGAUCUUGAACAAGAACACCUUUAUUCUCUUCCACCACAACUACCAUCAUCACAUCAUCAUCAUCAUCAUCACUAUCAAAACCAUCAACAACAACCAACAAAGUAUUCAAUUACGUCAUCCACCUCAUCCUCAUCGAAUCAUGGGAUUUAUCCUUGUUUGGAUAAAAUUGAUAAUUGUCGCUUUUUCAAUGGCACUGAAUUAUUAUUACAAAAUCAACUUAAUCAUAUGAAUGGUUCUAUACGAAAUCACAAUAAUAUAAGCAAUAAUAAUACUAAAAAUAAUGUCGAUAAUAAAGAUCAUAAUUACAAACAUUUAUUCCUUCGUAAUGAACAACCGGAUUCAUUUAUAAAACAUACAUCUAGAAGUCAUUGUUGUUUAACCUGUUUAGAAGUAGAAAGGAAACGACAUAUUUCUGCACCAGCAGUUAACAGUAUUUCAACACAAUCCUCUUGGUCAUCAUUUUCAUUAUCUGUACCAUUGUCAUCAUCGUCCCAUAAUUCAUCAAUUUCUCCGCUAACCUGUCCUGGUAAUUCACAGUCCCAUUUACAACCAUCAGAUUUAACAAGCCAUAAAAAUGAAUUUCUGAAUAAAUCUUAUUUUUGUCUACCGGAAUAUGAUAGCCAUCAUUAUCGUCUUCAUCAUCAUUAUCAUCAUCUUCGCGGUCAUUAUUGCAAAGGUACUAAUUCCAGUGGAGUUGUUGGUGAUCAACCGUCAAGUGAUGUUGUUGCCGAAUUGUUAAUGCAAAGCCAUAUUACUGAUCCAAAUGGAUUAUCGUCACUAACAUGUGAUAUGCAUAAUUCUUGUCCAACAACACCAGAACUAUCGUUAACUCCAAUUCCAUCACCAGCACUAGCACAACCACCACCACUACCAUCGCAACACCAAACACCUUUAUUAGUAGCAAGGUCUACAGUAGAAACAGUUAACCAGUCAUUUUCCAUUUUAGAAGAUGAAUGUUUAUACCGACCAAUAAAUAUUAUGAACAAUAUGUCAAGUAUAUUUCCAACCAAUAAAAUGACAUGUAUUCCAUCAUCGUCAUCAUCAUCAUUUCUAGUGCCAUCAUUAUCACCGACAACGUCUCCACCAGUAUUACCAUUUUCAUUGCCAUCUGCAUUAUCAUCGAUAUCACAAGAAGAAACAACAUCUUUUUUUUCAUGUACCGAUUCACAUUUAAUGACUAAUUCAUUUCGUUCUAUGGAUAUAGAAGAUUUGAGUAUCGAACAACAUCAACAACAACACUUUUCAAAAGUACCAACUCAUCAUCAUCAUGAACAACAGCAUCAAAAAUUACCUAUCAGUUUACAUCUUCCAAUUACUUCUUCAUGUUCAGUGUCCAAUUUAAACCAGUCCGAAUUAUUGGACUUGACUGUACCACCAUCAAUUACACAAAAUAAUAAUAUUACCAACUGUGAUGAUCAGGGUGAAAUUACCAAAAAAACAAUAAAUCAGACAACACCCAACAAUAAUAAUAAUAAUAAUAAUAAUAAUAAGUAUCUUUGCAAUUCAGGAAACGAUUCGGUUGCAGCGAAACUUUCGAAAUCACUAGCUGAGGAUAAUUUAUUCCGUAAUCCAACAGCAUUACCGCCACCGAAAAAAAUGAAAAGUAAACCAGCGCCUAUAUCAAUUCCUCCACAAACCGGUGCAAAUUUGUCAAGAUUACGUUCUCCACGUGUAUGGAGUUCAAAACGCUCUUCGCUUAAUUCUAGUCCUCCACCAUAUACGCCACCUCCAAUGCUUAGUCCAGUUCGUCAAGGUUCCGGUUUAUUUUCUUCAUUAUCACGAUGGGUGCCAACUCCAACAUCUGUAUCAGGAGGAGGAACAUCAGUGAUGACGUCGACAGGGGCACGUUCCGUUGGGAGCGGAACACUGAUGAAUCGUCGAUUCUCUAAUUAUUAUUCAUCGAUCGCCCAUCAUAAUGACUCGGAAACUACUACUAUGUGUGCCACUGGCAGUGGGGUCAAUCUUGGUGGUCAGUUGAAACGACGUCAUGCAAGUAGCAGUGGUGCUAGGAGUAAUACCAGUGAGAUUAGCACUUCGAAUCAGAGUAUUAGUACAGUAGAUUCUAGUAAUAAUAUAUCUACUGGUCCUACUAAUGCUAAUGCUUUUAAUAAUAGUUAUGACAACAACACAAAUACAGGCUCAAUCACUGACUUGUAUAUGCGUGAUUUAAAUCGACCAAUAGCCUAUACACGUAGACGACGUCAACAGCUCACACCAAAGUCGGCUCCUGUGUUAAUUCUUGAUUGUAAUACAACCAAAGAUUCGGCGAAUCAAUUAAGAGAUCUUCAAGACAAUGAAUUACCACUUCAAUCUCAACAACAACAAUUCUCUAACACUGAUACCGUAUUUGGUUAUGAUGAUGAGACCAUGCGCCGUUUUGCCGAAGCUGAUGAAGCCUAUCGGUUAAGUAAACAAAAACAACAUCAAGAUAACCGUUUUAUGCGUCGUCCACGUGAUGCUGAGAUAAAUGCAUCUAAUGAUCAAAUCAAUCACCAUAUUAUUACUACUAGUCCUACUGAUGAUGACAAUAAUAACAGUAAUGACUCAAUUCUUAAUAAAACUGAUCACAGUUUCACCUUUGCUGAUGAACAGUUGUUAAAUUUUGAUUUCGAGAUGAAAACUAAAGCGACAAACUAUUCUGAAACAACAAUGCAAUUUAAUAGCGAUGUUGAAUUACACUCGGAGCAUGAAAUGGAGGAUGAGGAGGAGGAGGAGGAUGAUGAUGAAGGUGUUCCAACUAGUAUUAUUCCGCAUAUCAAUGUUGGUCACGCUUAUCAAGCAGAAAUUCCUGAUUUUUGUCAAGAAGUUACAUCAGCUGAAACUAACAAAGAAUCACCAUCCAAACGGGAAAUGUUACUGUGGUAUCCAGCUUAUCUUGAUGAAUAUGAUCCUAAGAAUAUAGAAUCAUUAAAUCUACUGACAAAAAUUGCUUGUUCACCAGCUGUACGUAAUUGUGGAUUAAAUAUGGAGUAUACAUUUCAUUUAUUAUGUAAAUAUAAAGGUGAUGUAGAAAUGACAUUACACGCUUUAUUACGUGAUACAUUAGUUGUUUAUGAUUAUGUAUAUGCUGAAACUACAGCUUGGACAACUGAAGAGAUUGUACGCUUUCAACAAGGUUUGGCUAUGCAUGGAAGAGAUUUUCAUCAAGUUUCAAAAGAUUUACAAGCAGCUGGAAUGAAUAAAACAGUUAAAGCUUGUGUAGAAUUCUAUUAUGUAUGGAAACGAAUGAAUACACCAUCUGAUGUUAAAUGGUAUCGUGAAAGGGCACGACGUCAACGUUCACUUCCUCGUAUGGAGCCAAUAAUCACAGAAGAGUCAUUAUCAGAACAAUUUGAAGCUUUUGAACAAUGUAAUGCAUAUACAACAGAUAUGAAUUCAACACAAACAUUAGACAGUAAUAAUAAUCAUAAUUCAUUUAAUGUACCUUAUAAUUUACGUCAUAAACAACAACAACAACAACAACAAACAACGAUAUCAGUUCAACCACCAUUAUCAUUAUCGACAAACAUGAAAUCAGAUCAUCAAUUGACUACUAAGAUGACUACCAAUGAUAUUGUUGUGAAUAAUGAUAAUAGUAAUUCCUUGGAAAAUUCCUAUGAUGAUUUUAUGGAUAUUGUUUUCAAUGAAUCUUUCCCCAUUUAUUAG